Messenger RNA from Cutaneotrichosporon oleaginosum, 528 nucleotides. RefSeq lists its product as uncharacterized. Lineage: Eukaryota; Fungi; Basidiomycota; Tremellomycetes; Trichosporonales; Trichosporonaceae. The record is from RefSeq and is a predicted model, not a curated record.
AUGAGGUACAUCGCUCUCGCCGCUCUGUUCGCCCUCGCCAAGGCCAUCCCCACCCCUCAGGAUGGCGUUGCGCCUGGCGAGCCCGCGCCCUCCGGCGAGCCCGUCCCGCUCCCCACUCCGCUCCCGACUGUGGCGCUCCACCCGAACGGCAACGCGGGCAAAUGCAUCGACGUGAGCGGCGGCAACAUCGCCCCCGGCACCGUCGUGCAGAUCUACGACUGCAAUGGAACGGCUGCACAGAAGUUCAGCCUCGCCCGCGGCGACGGCAAGGUGUUCGUGACCGGCACCAACUACUGCCUGCAGGCGGACGGCAACUGGAACGGCGCGCGCGUCAGAAUCCAGCGCUGCGACAAGUCCCUGCGCCAGAAUUGGUAUUAUACCGACGACGACCGCAUCGCCGUCACGGGUCAGGGGCUCUGCCUCGACCUCACGGACGGCUCGGACCAGAACGGCAACGGACUCCAGGUCUGGCAGUGUGGUGAUGGCAACACUAACCAGGUUUGGACGACGAAUGUGCUUUUCGCCUAA